Seriola aureovittata is the source of this 3171-nucleotide messenger RNA. It is a transcript of the gene cnga2b, whose product is annotated as cyclic nucleotide gated channel subunit alpha 2b. The coding region runs from base 1 to 2082 and encodes 693 amino acids. The transcript is spliced from 6 exons. Gene Ontology annotation, molecular function: protein-containing complex binding; intracellularly cGMP-activated cation channel activity; cGMP binding. The record is from RefSeq and is a predicted model, not a curated record. Gene Ontology annotation, cellular component: intracellular cyclic nucleotide activated cation channel complex; plasma membrane. Gene Ontology annotation, biological process: monoatomic cation transmembrane transport. Lineage: Eukaryota; Metazoa; Chordata; Actinopteri; Carangiformes; Carangidae.
AUGACCGGCCAGGCGGCAGAGAGAGAACGGUCACCCCACAAUCUGUCAGUGAAGACCACCUUGGAGGAGGAGAUCGAGAGAGCUGAGAGUAUUCUCAGCAGGGUGCCAUCUGACUGUGAUGACACUUCCUCAGAGCUACAAAGAAUCGCCACUCUCGGCGCUCACAGAGGCAAUUCCAGAAAUUCUUUUCUAAGGAGCGGCGCUAUCUCAAGACUGGUGAGCCUGGUGGUUAGGCUGAGGGAAUGGGCACACAGGAGUCUGCUGGAGGAGGAGGAGCGGCCAGACUCCUUCCUGGAGCGCUUCCGUGGCCCUGAGCUGAGAACAGCCCCCAGCCGCAUCAGCAACACACAACCAGACGCCAACGUGUGUUAUCUGCGAUCUCUCUAUGUUUUCAGGAAAAAGUGGGAUUUGUUUGUGGUGUCCCCAUCCGAUAACGCCUACUACCGUUGGUUAUUUGUCAUUGCCACAGCAGUGCUGUACAACCUGUUCCUUGUUGUUGCAAGGGCAUGCUUUGACAAGUUACAGGUGGGCAAUUACAUCUGCUGGCUGGUGUUGGACUACCUCUCUGACACUGUAUACAUUAUGGACACUUGUGUCCGACUUCGCACAGGGUUCCUGGAACAAGGUUUGCUGGUGAAGGACCACGCCAAGCUAAGAGACAGCUACGUCCGUACACUGCAGUUCAAGCUGGACGUGAUGUCCAUCCUGCCCACUGACCUGGCCUACAUCUCCACUGGCAUCCACACACCACAGCUCAGGUUCAACCGCCUGCUGCGCUUCCCACGCAUGUUUGAAUUCUUUGACCGCACAGAGACGCGCACCAACUACCCCAACAUCUUCCGCAUCUGCAACUUGGUGCUCUACAUCCUGGUCAUCAUUCACUGGAAUGCAUGCAUCUACUACGCUAUAUCCAAGUCUUUGGGAUUUGGCUCGGACACGUGGGUAUUCCCAAACACCUCCAAGCCUGAGUACGCUUCCCUGACUCGGAGUUACGUCUACUGUCUGUACUGGUCGACUCUUACUCUCACCACCAUUGGAGAGAUGCCUGCACCUGUGCGAGAUGAAGAGUACCUAUUUGUGGUCUUCGAUUUUCUUGUCGGGGUGCUGAUCUUUGCCACGAUUGUGGGAAACGUUGGCUCUAUGAUUGCCAACAUGAAUGCAACCCGUGCUGAGUUUCAAGCCCGGAUCGAUGCUAUCAAACACUACAUGCACUUCCGCAAAGUCAGCAGAGAACUGGAGACGAGGGUCAUUAAAUGGUUUGAUUACCUCUGGACAAACAAGAAAGCGGUAGAUGAGCAGGAGGUGUUGAAGAACUUGCCAAACAAACUGCGGGCUGAGAUUGCUAUAAAUGUACACCUGGAGACCCUGAAGAAAGUGCGCAUUUUUCAAGAUUGUGAGGCAGGACUGCUGGUGGAGCUUGUACUCAAACUACGACCACAGGUCUUCAGUCCAGGAGAUUACAUCUGCAGAAAAGGGGACAUAGGUAAGGAGAUGUACAUUAUUAAGGAGGGGAAGCUGGCUGUGGUGGCUGAUGACGGGGUCACACAGUACGCUCUCCUCACCUCUGGCAGCUGCUUCGGGGAAAUCAGCAUCCUGAACAUAAAAGGUAGUAAAAUGGGAAAUCGUCGGACAGCCAACAUACGCAGCUUGGGUUACUCUGAUCUCUUCUGCCUCUCUAAGGACGACUUGAUGGAGGCAGUGACCGAGUAUCCAGAUGCUAAGACUGUGCUAGAGGAGAGGGGCCGGGAGAUCCUGAUGAAGGAGGGUCUGUUGGACGAGACUGUAGAGAGUGGCGGGCUGCAGAAAGAAGACACAGAGGAGAAGGUCGAGAGGCUGGAGUCCUCUCUGGACACACUUCAGACUCGUUUUUCCCGUCUACUUAAUGAAUACACACACACUCAGCAACAGCUGAAGCAGCGCAUCACUCUUCUGGAGCGGCAGCUGGACCACAUGGACUGUGGCGCAGAUGCAAACCAUGACAUGGAUGCGUAUGAAGAGACGGUCAAUGAAACAGACCCUGUGCCUGUUGCUGAUAAUAAUGUGCAGAUGGAGAACAGGAAGAGCACAACAUCAAAACAUUAACUGUCUCACCGAGAGACUUUUAGAUUUCCUGAAGUACUUUGAUACAGACUCAUUAAGAGAGUAGGAAAACCUCAUGACACCCUUUUUAACUUCCAUUGAGAGAAUGUUUUGUCAGUUUAGCUGAGUGUAAAGAGACGUCUGCAUGUCAAUAAACAAGAAAAGAAAGCUGACAACACUGCUGUGCCCAUGCAGUCUUUGGGUUCGUGACUGUGCCAAAACCAGCUAGAUGAAUGUGUUUAAAUUGUGGCUUUAAGGUUUCUUUCCUGAAGAUGCUUAAUCAAGGUACGGUAAACACACAUGAGAAGAAAAAUAAAAGCUAGAGUACAAGUUUAAAUUGCUGGUUGUUAUAGUUGUUGGGUCACUCGUAAACAUCUUGUGUUGGGUUGCAUCAGUGGAGGGAUUCGUUCUCUUGAAAUAUAUUGUGCUCUCGCCCUGUGCACCUCCUCCCUUGCUGCCCCUCCUGGGAAAAAAGUCCAAGGAGAGUUGGUUGAAGGUGAUUGCUGGGUUCACAUACACAAACAAUUAUUUUCCAGUGUCCUUAUUUUCCAGGUUGGAUCUGAAUCAGACACACUGUGGGACAUUUAAGGGGAGUUUUUGCUUUGAAAAUGGUUUUAAACUGUCAUGAAGUGACUCACUUGCAAUUUGCAGUUGUUUAUAUUUUUCAGUUGUGCUGCAAAUGGGUUUGCUAGUCUUUUAUUAAAACAAGUAAGAUGCUUUGUCUUAGUUUACAUUUAGUUUCUCCUAUCUCUAUUACACACUGUGAAUUGAGGGGCCGGGGAUUUUCCAGUUAUUCAGCCUCAACAUUCCAGGAUACAAGUCAACCACAUGAGCAGUGAUGAUAAGCAGAGCUGGAACAAUGCUUCUGCAGCAGAGCUGCCUAUAAUAAAGAGGCAGGAGGUAGUGAGUGCAUAUCCCCUGCAGUCCCUGAAGGAGUGGGUGGGCUAAAGUGCUAAAAUCUCCAGUUACCUUCUGUAAGCUGGUUAAUGCAUUGGUCUCGCUUUUGUACGAUAUUAGAAACAAAUGACAGAUAUAGCUCCUGAUAGACUCAAAUAUUAAACGUUUUGACAACAGCAUAUGAAGAUUGCCAUC